CCGCCCCGCCCGCGACCCACUGUCGCGCGGCUCAGCCAGCCGCAUUACCGCCGCCGACCAGACGUGUCGCACUCUCCCGCCAGCCAGCAUGCAGGACGCGACCGACCCGCGCGGGGGCGCCAUCGCCUUCGCACUCAUCUACUUCACAUUCUUCCUCGACAACGUACUCCUCACUGUUCUAGUGCCCAUCAUCCCGGACUGGGUGCGCGGCGAGUCGCUGGCGCUGUGGCGGGGGCAGGGCGCGCCGCUGGCGAGCGUGCUCAACCACACGGUGGCGGCGGCGGAGGGCGAGGCGGGCGGCGCGCAGGCGCUGCUGGGCGCGGUGCUGGGCGCCAAGGCGGCGGCACAGCUGCUGACGGCGCCGCUGGCGGGCGCGGCGGUGUGCCGGCGUGGCGCGGCGCCCGUGCUGCGCGCGGGCACGGCGGCGCUGGCGGCGGCGGCGGGUGUGUUCGCAGGCGUGUCGGGGCGGCGCGGCUGGCGCGCGGCGCUGGCGGUGGCGCUGGGCCGCGCGGCGCACGGCGCGGGCGCGGCGCUGGCGGGCGUGGCGGGGCUGGCGCUGGCGGCGCGCGCGCUGCCGCUGCACCAGCGCGACCGCGCCAUCGGGGCGCUGCUCGGCGCCGUCGCGCUCGGCGUGCUGGUGGGGUACGCGUGCGGCGGUGCGGCGGCGGCGCUGUGGAGCCGCGCCGCGCCCUUCACGCUGCUGGCGGGCGCGCUGCUCGCCAACCUCGGUGCUGGUGUGCAGGCGUGCGCGGGCGGCGGCAGCGUGUCGUGGCGCGGCGUGGCGGCGCUGGCGCGGCGCGGCGCGGCGGGCGCGUGCGCGGGCGCGGUGCUGCUCACCACGUGCGUCAUGGCGGCGCUGGAGCCCUGCCUGCCGCUGUGGCUGGAGCACAAGUUCCACCCGCAGCGCUGGGUGGCGGGCGCGGUGUUCGUGCCCGACAGCGCCGGCUACCUGCUGGCCGCCAGCCUGCUGGGCGGCGCGGCGCGGCGGCUGGGCGCCGAGCGCGUGGCGCUGGCGGGCCAGCUGGCGGUGGCUCUGGCAGCGCUGGCCGUGCCUCACGCCACCUCCGUGCGCGCGCUGGCGCUGCCGCACGUGGCGCUGGGCGCGGGGCUGGGCGCGGCGGACGCGGCGCUGGUGCCGGCGCUGCUGGCGCGGCACAGUCGGCGCGCGCCGCACGCCGCCGCGCUGCUGCAGGCGGCCGCCAGCGCCGCGUACGCGCUGGGCCCGCUGCUGGGCGGCGCGGCGGCGUGGUGCGUGGGCUUCGAGGCCGCCAUGCGCGCGCUGGGCGUGCUCAACCUGCUGUACGUGUGCGCGCUGUACCGCGCGCUGCGCCGACACCCGCUCUCGCACCAGGGCCGGGGCCGGGCGCCUACCAGCUGCCCACAACGGUGGGCUUCACGCAGCACGACCCGUCGCGCUACCGCAACCCCAUGUACUCGUUCGGCACCAACGCGGGGUACCGGCUGCGCGGCCUGGGCCCCGGGCCGGCCUACCGCAUCGAGCGCGUGACGCGCGACGGGCUCAUGUCGUCGCCGGCGUGGAGCUUCGGCGCGCGCUUCGCCACGCGCUCCACGCUGCGCACGCCGGGGCCCGGCGCCCACGCGCCCGAGCGCU
This is a messenger RNA of Helicoverpa zea (corn earworm), 1612 nucleotides long. Its product is annotated as chromaffin granule amine transporter-like. The transcript has 6 exons. Gene Ontology annotation, molecular function: serotonin:sodium:chloride symporter activity. The record is from RefSeq and is a predicted model, not a curated record. The coding region runs from base 89 to 1507 and encodes 472 amino acids. NCBI's taxonomy places the organism in Eukaryota, Metazoa, Arthropoda, Insecta, Lepidoptera, Noctuidae. Gene Ontology annotation, cellular component: synaptic vesicle membrane; terminal bouton. Gene Ontology annotation, biological process: transmembrane transport; aminergic neurotransmitter loading into synaptic vesicle.